Molecule: messenger RNA, 439 nt
Organism: Raphanus sativus (radish)
Lineage: Eukaryota; Viridiplantae; Streptophyta; Magnoliopsida; Brassicales; Brassicaceae
Product: DNA polymerase alpha catalytic subunit-like
Exons: 4
Coding region: 1-312 (103 amino acids)
Biological process (GO): leading strand elongation; DNA replication; mitotic DNA replication initiation
Cellular component (GO): alpha DNA polymerase:primase complex
Molecular function (GO): chromatin binding; single-stranded DNA binding; purine nucleotide binding
Source: RefSeq, a predicted model, not a curated record
AUGAAAGCAUUUCUUGAGUUCUAUAGUCUGCUCGGUGACCGGGAAAGGGGAACAGUUUGCCCAAACUAUCCUAGCUGUAAUGGAACCCUCUUAAGAAAGUACACUGAAGCAGACCUGUACGUGCAGCUGUCAUACUUUUGCCACAUCUUAGACACACAGUGCUCUCCAGAAAAGAUGGAUGUUGGUGUGAGGAUUCAAGUAGAGAAAGCAAUGACGAAGAUUAGACCUGCGGUUGAGUCAGCAGCAUCAAUAGCUCGGAGUUUCCGAGACCGGUGUGAUUACGGAUGGGUGCAACUCACGGACCUCUUUUGAUAGUUGUAAUAAUUAUUCUCAUCGCAUGUAAUUUAAAUUUAUAUCACCUUCUGACAUCAUUAAAAAUUUUGUUUGGUCCUAAAGUUUUAUCAGCACAACUACAACCGAACUUUUGGAAUAUAGCAAA